UAAGAUACAAAUUUUUCCUCUCACCAGAACUAAAUCGCUUUAGUAUCAUAUAAAUCACAUAUAUACAAAUGAGAGAAGUCAUCAGUGUCAACGUUGGACAAGCCGGUUGUCAAAUUGGUAACGCUUGUUGGGAAUUGUAUUCACAAGAGCACGGUAUCAGACCCGAUGGUUAUUUACAAGAAGGAUUAGACAAGCCAAAAGGAGGUGAAGAAGGAUUCUCAACUUUUUUCUCUGAAACUGGAUCAGGAAAGUACGUUCCAAGAGCCUUGUACGUUGAUUUAGAACCCAACGUGAUCGAUGAAGUUCGUAAUGGUAUCUACAGUGAUUUAUUUCACCCAGAACAAUUAAUUGCUGGUAAGGAAGAUGCUGCCAACAAUUAUGCCAGAGGUCAUUACACCAUUGGAAGAGAUAUUAUCGAUGAUGUUAUGGACAGAAUUAGAAGAAUGGCCGAUCAAUGUGAUGGUUUACAAGGUUUCUUAUUCACCCAUUCCUUGGGUGGUGGUACUGGAUCCGGGUUUGGUUCUUUAUUGUUGGAACAAUUAUCCCUUGAUUUUGGAAAGAAAUCUAAGUUAGAAUUUGCUGUUUACCCAGCUCCUCAAGUUUCCACUUCAGUGGUGGAACCUUAUAACACUGUGUUGACUACCCAUACCACCUUGGAACAUGCUGAUUGCACUUUCAUGGUUGAUAACGAAGCUAUUUACGAUAUGUGCAGAAGAAACUUGGAUAUUUCCAGGCCAAGCUUCAGCUCUUUGAACAACUUAAUUGCUCAGGUUGUUUCCUCUGUUACUGCUUCUUUGAGAUUCGAUGGUUCCUUGAACGUUGAUUUGAAUGAGUUCCAAACCAAUUUGGUACCUUACCCAAGAAUCCAUUUCCCAUUGGUUUCUUAUGCUCCAGUUUUCAGUAAGAAUAGAGCUAACCAUGAAUCUAAUACUGUUGCUGAAAUCACCGCUUCUUGUUUUGAACCAGGUAACCAAAUGGUUAAGUGUGACCCAAGACUUGGUAAAUACAUGGCUAACUGUUUGUUGUACAGAGGUGAUGUUGUAACCAGAGAUGUUCAGAAUGCUGUUUCCCUAGCCAAAAGUAAGAAGUCGGUUCAAUUGGUCGACUGGUGUCCUACUGGUUUCAAGAUCGGAAUCUGUUAUGAACCACCAACUGCUAUUGUUGGCAGUGAAUUGGCCAGUGCUAAUAGAGCUGUGUGUAUGUUGUCUAACACCACUGCUAUUGCUGAAGCUUGGAACAGAAUUGACAAGAAAUUCGACUUGAUGUACUCUAAGAGAGCUUUUGUUCAUUGGUAUGUUGGUGAAGGAAUGGAAGAAGGUGAAUUCAGUGAAGCUAGAGAAGAUUUGGCUGCCUUGGAGAGAGAUUACGUUGAAGUUGGUACCGACUCUAUGCAAGUUGAAGAAGAAGAAUAUUAAAUGUUAUACCCCCUUCCAAAGUGACAUGUUUUUUUAUUACCAUUGAAGGUCACGUUUCUUUGUUUUACGCGUAUACAUGUAUACUUUCUGUUUGUUCUCUUCAAUAUAUUUUAAUGUGGGUUUAGUCUAAUAAAUGUAUUUAUAAGCACAUU
Molecule: messenger RNA, 1567 nt
Organism: Yamadazyma tenuis ATCC 10573
Lineage: Eukaryota; Fungi; Ascomycota; Pichiomycetes; Serinales; Debaryomycetaceae
Gene: TUB1
Product: alpha-tubulin
Biological process (GO): nuclear migration by microtubule mediated pushing forces; microtubule cytoskeleton organization; mitotic cell cycle
Cellular component (GO): microtubule; cytoplasm; nucleus
Molecular function (GO): GTP binding; structural constituent of cytoskeleton
Source: RefSeq, a predicted model, not a curated record